GCAGCUCCCUCCAAGAUGGCGGCGGCGACGGUGGACCCGGGAGCUGGGAGCCCGCAGGCUGGAGCUUCCUCCGGCGGGGGCGCCGGGGGCGGGCUGCCAUCCCCGGGGGAGCAGGAGCUGAGCCGGCGCCUGCAGCGCCUCUACCCCGCGGUCAACCAGCACGAGACGCCGCUGCCGCGCUCCUGGAGCCCCAAGGACAAGUACAACUACAUCGGCCUCUCGCAGGGCAACCUCCGCGUCCACUACAAAGGUCACGGUAAAACUCACAAAGACGCGGCCUCAGUGCGCGCCACCCAUCCCAUCCCUGCCUCCUGUGGCAUCUAUUACUUCGAGGUGAAGAUUGUCAGCAAAGGAAGAGACGGGUACAUGGGGAUAGGACUCUCAGCUCACGGCGUCAACAUGAACAGACUUCCUGGUUGGGACAAACAUUCCUAUGGUUACCAUGGUGAUGAUGGUCAUUCCUUCUGCUCCUCGGGGACUGGCCAGCCCUACGGCCCUACGUUCACCACAGGAGAUGUGAUCGGCUGCUGUGUCAAUCUCAUCAACGGCACCUGCUUCUACACCAAGAACGGACACAGCCUUGGUAUAGCCUUCACCGACCUCCCGGCCAACCUGUAUCCCACCGUCGGCCUGCAGACACCCGGGGAGAUUGUGGACGCCAACUUCGGGCAGCAGCCCUUCCUGUUUGACAUCGAGGACUACAUGCGGGAGUGGCGUGCCAAGGUGCAGGGCACCGUCCACUGCUUCCCCAUCAGUGCCCGGCUUGGCGAGUGGCAGGCGGUGCUGCAGAACAUGGUCUCGUCUUACCUGGUGCAUCAUGGGUACUGUGCCACAGCCACGGCUUUUGCCCGAAUGACUGAGACCCCGAUUCACGAAGAACAGGCAUCCAUAAAGAACCGACAAAAGGUCCAGAAGCUAGUGCUGGAGGGCCGGGUGGGUGAGGCCAUCGAGACCACCCAGCGCUUCUACCCAGGGCUGCUGGAACACAACCCCGACCUGCUCUUCAUGCUCAAGUGCCGCCAGUUUGUGGAGAUGGUGAACGGGACCGACAGCGAGGUCCGAAGCCUGAGCUCUCGGAGCCCCAAGUCCCAGGACAGCUACCCCGACUCCCCUAGCCUCAGCCCCCACCACGGCCCCAGCAGUGCACAUGCACACAGCACAGGAGCCGACAGCCCCAGCUGCAGCAAUGGCAUGGCCUCUACCAAGAGCAAACAGAACCACAGUAAAUACCCUGCACCCAGCUCCUCCUCCUCCUCGUCUUCCUCCUCGUCUUCCUCCUCCCCGUCCUCCGUCAAUUACUCUGAAUCCAACUCAACAGAGUCCACCAAGUCCCAGCCCCACAGCAGUACCAGUAACCAGGAGACCAGCGACAGUGAGAUGGAGAUGGAGGCGGAGCAUUACCCCAACGGUGUGCUGGAGGACGUGUCCACACGCAUCGUCAACGGCACCUACAAGCACCAGGACCUGCAGUCCGACGAGUCCAGCAUGGACGAUGGGCACCCUCGGAGGCAGCUCUGCGGAGGCAACCAGGAUGCCACGGAAAGGGUGAUCCUGUUCGGCCGGGAGUUGCAGGCACUGAGCGAGCAACUGGGCCGCGAGUAUGGCAGGAACGUGGCGCACACGGAGAUGCUGCAGGAUGCCUUCAGCCUGCUGGCCUACUCGGACCCCUGGAGCUGCCCCGUUGGCCAGCAGCUCGACCCCAUCCAGAGGGAGCCAGUGUGUGCAGCCCUCAACAGCGCUAUUUUAGAGUCUCAGAACCUGCCAAAGCAGCCCCCACUGAUGCUGGCCCUGGGCCAGGCCUCCGAGUGUCUGCGGCUCAUGGCCCGAGCGGGCCUGGGGUCUUGCUCCUUUGCCAGAGUCGACGACUACUUGCACUAGCUGACCGUGCUGGCUGGCUCCGCCUGGCCUGCUGGAGGCACCGGCACAGGGACCUGGAAGCCAUGGGUAGCGUCCAUGCCUGCCACCUCCCGCCUGGCCUUCCCCUCCUCUCCCUUUCCUUCUUUGCCCCCUUCAGUCUCUCUCUCUCCCUCUCUCCCCCUCCACGGGCAGCGGCCUAGGACACGGUGUUGUCUGCUUCCUCUAGCAUAGCCUUAGGCUCUGGAGGGGCGCUUGUUUGAAGGGAGGUGGGGCCCUGUCACCUGGUCCCUUCCUGGCUGAGCCACCAGUCCUCGUCUGCCUCGGGGGCAUUUGCGCUGAGCCCACAUCUGCUCACUUAGUGAGGAAGCCGAUGCUAGUUGGUGAUAGCUUAUUAUUUUCAUAAUUAAAAAUGAGAUUUUAUAUAUAUAUAUAUUAAAAACAAGAAACAGUAUUUAUCGUAGUGUUAGUGGUCAAUCACCUCGUGGGUGAGGCUGCCCAGACACCGGAUGUUUUUAUUCGAGUCCCACCCAUGGGGGGAGGGGGUAUCAUCUCGUCACUUCAGCCAAAAGGCUUGUCUCUUGUCGUCGGCUCCCCCUUCACAGAGCCACGCCCAGCGGGAGCCCAGGCAAGCCGAGGGGGACUCUGCGAGGAGUCGGGCUUGGCAGGUUUGCCACAUCCCCAGAAGCCUCUAAGGGCUUGACUGAGUGGAGAAUUGCAAGGCUGAGGGUGCAAGAGGUGACAAGCUGGCCCAGGGCCAGUGAGCAAAGCCAGGGGCAGAGGGUCUGUGGCCGGCACGCUGUCUCCCAUCCUCUCCUGCCUCCCCCUGCCUUUUUCUCGCUCCUCUCUCCUCCCAGCCCCCCUUUGUUCAGAUGGCCAAAUAAUGCAUGGACUCUAAACCGAUCGCCUGGAAACGACCGGUCUUCGAGCUGAGAGCUGCUGCGGGGAGGAAGUCUCCAUAUCAGGACCAGCCCUGAGCACAGGGCCCAAUUCUCCCUGCAGGGUUCUCCUUGUCUGCACGUGUCUGCUGGAAUCCAUGCUUUCUGGGGGUGGCUGAUCCCCCACCCAGACUGUGGUUGUGCCAGGCAGUGCCCUGCACCAGGGCCCCGCCCCUCUUUGGGAAAGACAGUCACGAGAGUUUGGUGACCAGCUGUUUCAGGUGGGGCCUUGCAGCUGGGGAUAGCAUUGCCGCCGGGGACGGAGAGAGAGGAAGGACUGUGUUGCCGGGAUGUGGUGGCCCAUCUGGGGAGCAGACCAGCUGCCCUGGAGAUGAGGAAUGGGGAGCUCCACUUAGAGGAGCACCACGAGGGGCUGGGACUUCCUUGCCGGCCUCCGAGACUGCCGGGGAGCAGGGUCAGCAGUUGAACUUGCAGGCCCGGCCUGGCCCUGGGCUAUGCCAGCUCUUGCUCCGUGUCUGUGGACACAAGGAUGACGGAUGCAGCCCAAAGCCGGACCGACCACAAGUGACUGAGGUGCACUGGCUGCUGCAGGCAGGCCCGGGCCUGGCCCUACGCUCUCCACAGGUCUGCCUUUGCUUGAGAGUGACCCUGUGGGUCCGAGCUGGGCGCCCAUGUCUGGGAGGGCUGCUCCCGGCUGUCCUGUCGGGGUUCAUUUCUGCAAGGCUGCGAGUGCCUGGCUCCUGCCCAGAGCGGGAAACAUCUGGCUGUUCCACUGAUCGCUGUCCAGCAGCUUCAGAAGGUAAAACCAAAGUCGUUUGCUGCCAGAACAGAGAUGAGACCACAUCUUCUCCCCAGUUUCUCCUCUGCAAGGAAAAGCGGCAGCCAAAGUCAAGCAGCGAAAGCUGGGCUGAGCCCUGUGCCCACUGGCUAGUCCUGCCAAGGAUAGCAGCCGGCCCCCUGGGAGGGAGGGGUUAGGCCGGCAUGGCCCCAGCACACUGAGCAGGGGCGUGUCCGGCAGGUGGCGCCUGGGCAUGGCUGGAGGAGCCAGGACAGCUUGUGUGCUGUGUGGGGUUUGCUGUCCAACCGCUUGCCCUCAGCACCCAUGGCCGCCUCCUGUUUUCUGUGCCUUAUCUCACUGUUUCUGCUGAGUCCAAGUUGUUUACUCUGUGCCUCUGCAGAGGCGUGCUCUGUCCCAGCCAACAGCUCUCCUCUGGGACAUAUGUAAGCCUUUGCCCCACCAGCCGGGGAGAGGGCCAAAACUCACUGCUUGAGCCCCACCCACCGGCCCGAGCAGCCCGGCUGCACCCGGGAGCAGCGCCUGAGAGGAAGAGUCCCAGCGAAGGGCUAAACCUGGCUCUGCGGGGCUGUCCUGCCCUGUUGAGUGGAAGCAGCCCUCCCUGCUGGCUCCACGUAGCCUAGAAACUGGCAGGUCACUGAAAGGAAGCCAGAGUCUGUGACCUCUCCCCACGGGGCCUGGGCUGGGCGCAGGCCGUCACCGCAGGAACACCGAGAGACUGAGGACAUGGGUCUGCCUGGUCCUCCGGCAUCUUCCCGCCCCUUAAGCACAAAGAAGAUGAGGCAGAGAACUGCUGGACCUGCCCGUUGGUUUGGUUGCUCAUAACUCAGGUAUGCACCGGGAGGCAGCGGGCGCCAGGACCCAAGUGGACCACCAGUCCUGGGCCAGGCUGGCCUUGCACAGGCUCUGCCCGGCACAGGGUUCCCUCCCUCCGUACCACCGCUACCAGGCGGCCUCACCGUGCACGCUGGCUCUGCCUUUGCCCUCACAGGUUGUCGAUCAACAUUAGCAUGACACUUGUGGGCGCCGGGAGGGCUUAGAGAGAAUUCUAACACAAAACAUCCUAUUAAAAUUGUACUUGAGAGAUGAAAAAAACAACAAAAAAAACUUGUUGUAUUUUGACAGAAUUAUUUUUAUUAAAAUACACAUCAUGAGCA
Echinops telfairi (small Madagascar hedgehog) is the source of this 4706-nucleotide messenger RNA. RefSeq names its product RAN binding protein 10 (gene RANBP10). Gene Ontology annotation, molecular function: protein binding. Gene Ontology annotation, cellular component: cytoplasm. The record is from RefSeq and is a predicted model, not a curated record. Gene Ontology annotation, biological process: cytoskeleton organization; cell surface receptor signaling pathway. The coding region runs from base 16 to 1878 and encodes 620 amino acids. Lineage: Eukaryota; Metazoa; Chordata; Mammalia; Afrosoricida; Tenrecidae. The transcript has 14 exons.